Cydia pomonella (codling moth) is the source of this 4077-nucleotide messenger RNA. Its product is annotated as sodium/hydrogen exchanger 9B1-like. NCBI's taxonomy places the organism in Eukaryota, Metazoa, Arthropoda, Insecta, Lepidoptera, Tortricidae. The coding region runs from base 556 to 2028 and encodes 490 amino acids. The record is from RefSeq and is a predicted model, not a curated record. The transcript is spliced from 10 exons.
UGCUUUAUUUUUUUAUUAAAGCUUUUUCAGUAAUCUAAAUAAUUCUCCUAUUGUAAUUCACAGUAUCUCAUAGACGUACUCAUCAUAUAUUUGUAUAAAAUGACUAGUCAAAUGUGCAAUCUACAAACCAACCUAUAUAAUAUUUACUCUAUACAUGCUCAUACAAAAAACACAAAGGUUAUAUAUUAUUGACCGGUACUGUAUAUGCUUCUUUAUUAAGUAGUUUCCGGUUUUGGGGAAUAAACUGAUGUUAAAGUAUUAUAUUCAGGCAAAAACUAAGGCAGAGACGGGAUAUUACAAUUACUUACAGAUUCGGUCCAAGACACUCCUGUCGCCGGAACGCCAUGCGCAGUCGUUGUCUUGCGCAUGAGCGUCAACUGACCUCUCGUAGAUCGGUAGCACCAUGUUCUUUCAAAAAGUUAAUACUUUAUUUAUUUUAGUUCAGUAAUGUUUAUCAAUUGAAAAAAAGUGUUUUAAUUUUUAUAUAAAAGAAAAUGUAUCGUGAUAAGGAGACAGCAGCAGUCAUCGAUAACGGUAUCUACACAGUAUGCCUGAAUGAGGAAGUUAAAACGUGAUGAACGGCGAUUUCCACCAAUAAUAAAUGUAGACAAAAUAAAUAAAAUUGACAGUGUAGAAACUGUGGAAAUCAAACCAAAUACUGACCAGCCAACUACAGCAUCAUUAUGUAUUCAAUUAUUCACUUUAAUAAUACUUGGGUUGAUGGCAUGGGGUCUGGCCUGGAGCCAGUGGGGCGACGGCUGGGGGUGGGAUGGGAAGUGGUUCCGGCUUGGUCUCGUGGCAGCGGUAGCCUGGGGCAGUGGGCAAGCCCUCCAAGCCCUUACAACUAUGCCUGGGAUGCUGGCUGCCCUCUUAACUGGCAUCCUAGCUCAAAAUGUCGGUUUCCUUGACAUGCGCGACUACAUUGAAAUAGAUGGAUUUUUAAGGAAAAUAUACCCGGUAGUGGUUCUUGGGAAAGGUUCACUGGGAUGGAAUGUGGACUACAUGAGAAGCAACUGGCAACGGGUGGCCACGCUCGGCGGAGUUCCGUGGCUCGUGGAGGUGGUGGCGGUGGCGAUGUGUUCACAUUUCCUGCUGAACUUCCCGUGGAUUUGGGGUUUCCUACUUGGUUCAGUAUACUGUUCGUUGUCGUGGGCGGUGGUGAUGCCCAGCGUCGCGAGACUAAACGCCGCCAGCGGCUCCGCUCGCAACUGGGCGCAGCUGGUGUGCACCGCGGGCGGCACCGACACCGCGCUUAGCGUCGGCGUCUACGGACUCAUCUUCAGCUUCAUAUUCACGGGAGAAACCGAAUUGUAUAAAUAUAUCAAGGCUGGGUCGACUCUGUUCGUGGGCGUGAUACUGGGAGUAGCCUGGGGCAUCCUGGCAGGGCUAGCACCACACUCGCACGACUAUUACGUUGUCGAGCUCCGGGUUCUGUUUGUGCUGGUUGGCGGACUAUUUGCCAACUUUUUCCUCGUGCGCUUAGGAUGGGCUGGAACCGCUGGAGUUGCUGUGUUGGCCUGCAACGCAACGGCCGCAAUGUUCUGGGCGCGAGACGGAUGGAAAUUAAACAACAACCCCGCGUCUACAGCCUACCGGGUGUUUUGGGCUGCCUGUGAGCCAACUGUGUUUGCUUACACGGGCACUUUCUUUGUAAUUGAUAAUGAUCUGUGGGAUGUUAUGUUAAUUGGGUUAGCAAUUCUACUGAUCUGUUUGACUGUGAGACUAACGACGGCGGCGCUUGUCUGCUGGGACAUGACACUCAAGGAAAGACUCUUCGUUUGCUGCACCUGGGUACCCAAAUCCAUAGUCGAGGCUGUAUUGGCGCCAACGGCUCUAACGGCGGUCAUCACCCGGGGGCCCCCCCACCAGGAUUACGAAAACGAUUUAGCGUGCGCAGAAAACAUACUGCGACUCCUGGUUCAAGCCAUAAUCAUCACCACUCCUAUAGGAUAUCUACUUACUAACCAUUUAGGACCAAAAUUACUUAAGGUACCAAAGAAAUCCUGUGACGACAACAACUUAGCAUAAUCCUAAAGAAUAAUAGGUACCAAUUUUUUACUUUUAUAUAACAGUAUACUUAUAUAUUGACAAUAACAAUAUACAUAAUGGAUAUAUACAGAUGAUUACUAUAACUAGCUUAUAUCUAAAAUAGGCCCUUGAGGCAUUGUACCAAGGAUGCUGGCGGCAUUUCCUCGUUGUAUCGCAAUACUGAUACGUAUAUAUUAUAUUCUAUUUCGUAAAAUCUUUGUGUCUUUUGUUUUGAUUUUAUGUUGACAUUUUCUUAUAAGUUUUUUUGUGUGUAUUGUGCUAAACAAAAAUCUAUUUUACCUAAUAUUGUACCUAUAAGUUUUACAUGUCUUUGAAAUAGUUCUUGAGAUAUACAGUACAUUGCCUUUACUUUUAUAGAGUUUUAGAUUGUUUUAUAUUGUUAAUGUAUGCAUGAAUACGUGAAUUCAAAGUAUAUAACGGAACUGACAUUAUGAACUAAAUAUAACAGAUAGAAUAGAUAUAUGCCAUCAAAAACAUAACUUUUAAAAAUAAACCAAGUCUCGUAACUCACUUCAACUCAGUUCUUCUACAGUAAAAAGUUGUGAGAUUCAUGUAAUACCAAGGCGGUCAAUUUAUUCCGUCCCUACUUAUGGGACCUUUUGUCUUAAGUUAUUACGUAAUUACCUAACCUAACAACAACUUAUAGUGACCAUAUCAAUAUUAAAAAUCCUUUAUGUUUAAAAUAUAUUGAUUGACUGGGCAAUCGCACUAAACAAUCUAAUUCAAUAUACUUAAUAUUGAUUACUUGUGAAAUACAUUGUGUUUUCAUGCUAUGAUAAACAGAAUGGCCAACUCAUUCUGUUUAUUUAAAACAUAAAAGAUUUUUCAUAUUGAUAUGGAGAAUAGAUAGAUAUAUGCCAUCAAAAACAUAACUAGUAAUUGUAUUCUAAUUUGAAAGCUUAUAUGUCUGCUAGAAGUGCCUUUGAGUUUUGAUGGUCGGUCAGUCAGUGGAUGAGUGACAAAAUUAAGAAACUGACUAUUUAUAAUUCUUAAACUACUGGUUCAAACUGAAUGAAAUUUGAAAUAUACUGUGUUUAUACAAUGCCUGCUUGGUUAUUGAAAAUUCAGACUUCUAGUUUUAUCCACGACGAAGUUAUAAGGGGGUCGAAAAUAGCCUGAACUGCUUUGAGAAAAGGAUAGUACGGCCGUGCCGCUUUUUUGCUCGACCUGGCUCGACCAGAAUUGAAUCUCUUGAUAUCUACUUGAUGGGCUGUUUAUUUUAUAUUAAUGAAUUAAAUAAGGUAGGUACACAAAAUUUUGUUAAAAUGUUAUAUAAUAUACAGAAAAGAACUUGUUAAAUAUGAAGAGUGGAAUUACUAUUUUUACUAUGUACGCAUGAAUUAAUAAAAUGUUUAUUCUAUUAUUAUUACAUUUAUUAAUCGAUUUUUCAAACAGGAUAACCAUAGCAACGUCUCAGCUAGUGGUAGCAUUAAAUAUGUAUUUAGAAUAAAAAUAUACCAAAGUCUUUAUCCUUAAGUAAUUUUAUGAGUAAAAAACUUAAUUAGACGUAAGGCUUAUGAUAAGAAAACAUUAUGAUAAACACGUAGGUAAAAUAUUUUAUAAGUAUAUAAUUUUUUUUAUGCAUGGAAGUAGUUUUUUUAUCAGACUAAAAUAUGUAAAACAACUAUAUUAGUUAUGCUGUUUUCUAAUUAUCAUGUUAAUAUCACUACGGGUGUAUAAGUAAGUGAUAAAUUAUCUUGAAGGGGUACAUUUUAUAACUCUAUUGACAUUAGCAACUUCUGCAGUCAAGGUCAUACUUUUGUAUACCUAUGCCUAUGUACGUUUUAUAAAUAAAUUGAAGAAUUGAUACAUAUUUAUGAUCUUAGUGUACAUGAUGACUUUAAAUUAAAUAUGCUUACGUGUGAUUUUCUAAUUUAAUUGCCUACACUUCAUCUCACCGCUAUAUUUGAUUCGUAAUAUAAUACGAGAUACGCGUGGCGUACGAAUGCCUAUUAAUAAUUACCUAUAUUGGUAUGUUGUCUAUAUUUAUAUAUAUUAAACUUAUAGCAAUAAAUCAGUUACUUUACA